Molecule: messenger RNA, 1780 nt
Organism: Oncorhynchus masou masou (cherry salmon)
Lineage: Eukaryota; Metazoa; Chordata; Actinopteri; Salmoniformes; Salmonidae
Product: ubiquitin thioesterase ZRANB1-like
Biological process (GO): protein K33-linked deubiquitination; positive regulation of Wnt signaling pathway; protein K29-linked deubiquitination
Cellular component (GO): cytoplasm; nucleus
Molecular function (GO): K63-linked polyubiquitin modification-dependent protein binding; cysteine-type deubiquitinase activity
Source: RefSeq, a predicted model, not a curated record
GAACAGUGUGUUAACUGCCUGUUCAGGGGCAGAACGACAGAUUUGUACCUUGUCAGCUCGGGGGUUUGAACUCGCAACCUUCCGGUUACUAGUCCAAUGCUCUAACCACUAGGCAUAGUGUUUAAAAAUGAAGCUACCUAAAACCUUAAAAAAGUACAAAUCUUCAAUGUAAAGCCCAAAAAGUUGCCUGACGCCAUGUCAGAUCCUGACAUAUGACUUCAAAUACAUUUCACCUGACCAAAUGAUGUAGAUGCCCUGCAAAAUAAAUGGAGAAACAGAUUAAAAAGCACUGCAAAAAAUGCGUGUGGUGUGGAUCAGAAUGAGUAUCCUCACAAACGAUUGUUCUUGUGGUGAAUAAUUACUAUCUUCAGAUACUUUUUUUGUAUACUUUAUCUGCAGUUAAAUAGUAACAGUAAGCAAAUGAGAGUCAAAUGAACCGACCUUUCACAAAUGCCACUCGGUUCCCGUCGUUCAUCAAAAAAGGAUCCGUUCACAACAAAAAAAAGAACCGAUCGUUGCUGUUCGCGAACGAUUCAUCCCCACUAACCAUGGAGUCCGGAUUCACAACAUGAUAUAAAGAGCGAAACGGAAGGGAGCUUUACACUAUAACACAGUCCCCUUUUUAUUUUAUUUUUUUCUCCCAUAUAGUUUACAGUUGGCAAAGAUAAACAUGUGAGAGAGAAAAAGGAGGGUAAAGAAAUCCACUAGAAGAACGGACUAGAAAGGCAGGACUGAACGAUUCAGACAGUGCCAUACUGAUCCCCUUGGUAACGGGAACAGAACCGUUUUCUUUCUACCUCAUCCGUGAUGACCGAGGUGGGAGUGAAGUGGGCCUGCGACUACUGCACCUAUGAGAACUGGCCGUCCGCUGUGAAGUGCACCAUGUGUCGUGCACAGUGUCCCAGCAGCCCCAUAAUCACAAAGGAGACCUACAAUAGCAGCCCCAGCAGUCUUAGUACGGAGCCUAGUUGUGGCUGGCAGGACCCUCCAAGCCCCGAGGGAAGCUGUGGUAGCCUCCUCAUCUACCCAGACUCCAGUGCCAGGCCCCGUGUCAAGCCCCCCAGCAUGCCUGAGAACAGCUCCAAAUGGUCCUGUCAGAUGUGCACCUACUUGAACUGGCCCCGUGCCAUCCGCUGUACCCAGUGUCUGUGUCAGCGCCACCAGAGGACCCCAUGCAGCCCCACAGAGGCCCCCCAGACAUCAGGCUCCAAUGUGGGCCACCGCCCAGCCCCUCCCCUCAUGGACCCUUGUACAGAGGAGUACAACGACCGGAACAGACUCAACAGACUCAACACCCGAGGUGGUGGUGGCGGCAGUAGCAGUGGGCAGCACUGGACUUGCACUGCCUGUACUUACCAGAACUAUCCCAAGACCCGGAAGUGUAUUGUCUGCGACCACCCCCAGCCUCAACCUAACAACCGGGAGGCUAUUCCUAUAGAGCUGGCUGGGCAGUCCGAGGAGUCUCCCUCCUCCACAUCCUCAAUCAUCAAUGAACAGGACAGAGACGGGGCCAGGUGGCGAGGGAGUGGGGGGAGCUGCAGUAGAGGGCUGAGCGGGGGACAGAGACAGGGACUGGGACAGAGGAUGACUUCUCCACCCACCUCUAAGAAGGAGGCGGAGGUAAAGAUGGACUUCCAGAGGAUUGAGCUGGCGGCCGGGGCGAUGAGCAGCGGAGAGGAACAGCAUCGCCAUCCGGAGAACAUUGAUUUCAAGAAGACCAAACAGAUUAAGAACAGAAUGAGGAAAACUGACUGGCUGUUCCUUAAUGCUUGUGCAGGUG